UAUUUUUCCUCACACCUGUUUCAAGCGCAAUCGAAAGCAAAAGGGUUUUCUUUGCCUCUGUCGCUCUCUCUCUCUCUCUCUCUCUCUUGUUCUUCUCUCUAGCCGAUCAUCCAUGGCCGCCCGUUCCAACUCCGAUUCCCGCCACAAUCUCUCCGUCGCCACCUCCGACCAGAUCCCCAAAGAUGUUCACGGAUUUGACAAUCCUAUCCCUCUUUCACCACAGUGGCUUCUGUCAAAGCCAGGGGAGAGCAAGCCAGGAAUAGGAACCGGGGAAAAUCCCCCCAGCUCAAAUUCUUCUUAUGGCAAUCGUUUGGAUAUUUUGAAGUCAUCAGGAAAUGGUGAGGAGCUGCGUGAUUCCCAGAAGAAAAAGGAUGUUUUCAAGCCAUCCUUGCUGGAUAUGGAAACUGGGAGACGUGAUCGCUGGCGAGAGGAGGAAAGAGACACCAACUCCUCUGCACGCAAAGAUAGGUGGAGGGAUGGUGGAGAAAAAGAACUUGGUGACACUCGCAGGACAGAACGCUGGACAGAGAAUUCCUCCACAAGACACUAUGGUGAAGGACGUCGUGUUGGAUCUGACCGGUGGACUGAUUCGGGUAACAAGGAUUCCAAUUAUGAGCAACGGCGUGAAAGCAAAUGGAACACACGCUGGGGACCUGAUGAUAAAGAGACAGAAGGUUCACGUGAGAAGUGGAUGGACUCUGGGAAAGAUGCUAACUCACAUCUGGAUAAGAGAUCAUCUCUUGUUGCUAAUCACGUAAAAGAUGAAAGGGAGGGGGAAAAUUUUCGUCCAUGGAGAUCCAGCUCUUCCCAAGGGCGAGGAAGGGGAGAACCUUCUCAUAACCAACCUCAAACAUUUAACAAGCAAGUUCCUCCAUAUUCAUUUAAUCGGGGUCGUGGGGAAAAUACCUCUCAUACAUUUGUACUUGGCCGUGGGAGAGGUAAUUCUGGUGGAAGCACCGUGAACAGCACUCAUUCACAUUCUCAGUCUCUUGGAAUCUCCUUGGACAAAGUUGAAAGUGGCCAUGGAGAGCCUCAUCACUUGAGGUAUAGUAGAAUGAAAUUACUUGAUGUGUACAGAUUGGCUGAUCCGAGAUCAUUCAAGAGACUAGUGGAUGGGUUUGUAGAAGUACCUUCCCUUACCCUGGAUGAACCAGUAGAGCCCCUCGCACUCUUUUCACCAAAUCCUGAGGAAAUGGUUGUUAUAAAGGGAAUUGAUAAAGGUGAUAUUGUAAGUAGCGGAGCUCCUCAGAUAUCCAAAGAAGGAUGGGGCCAGAUGGAUUUUGUGCAGUCAAGACGGACCAAACUUGGUAGUAGAGAGGAUCUACCACAUGCUAUAGAAGAUUCUAAGGAUGAAUCCGCCGCCAGUUCUAAAGCUCUCAGAGAAGAUGGUGGAUCUUUCAUAAAGUCUCAUGAAAUUCCCAUAAAGGGGGAAUCGAGCAUGUCCAGUUUGCAGGAAAAUGCAUCUGUUCAUCCCGGCGCUACAUGGAGAGCCCAAUCGCCUGGAGAACCCUCACAUAUGCUCUUGCAUGAUUGGAAAGAGACUCCUAAUGACGUUAAAUUAAGAACAUCUGAGAGUGGCUGGUCACAUCUUCAGAAGAAUCUUAAUAACGAAUGGGAAAGUAAUUUGGCCGAUCCAUCCUUCACCAAAGAGGUGGCAAAAUGGGAAGCCAGUGAAGAUCUCAUCAUCAGAAGACAGCCAUCUAGUGUCUUGGACAGGGAACAGGACGUAAGAAAAGCUGUGCAGCCUUCUCCGGAAGAGCUACAACUUUAUUAUGUAGAUCCUCAGGGUAUCAUUCAAGGUCCAUUUGCUGGAGUUGAUAUUAUUGGGUGGUUUGAGGCUGGAUACUUUGGCAUAGAUUUGCAGGUCCGUCUGGCCAGUGCACCCAAUGAUUCACCAUUUUCAUCUCUUGGUGAUGUAAUGCCUCAUCUACGAGCUAAAGCCAGACCACCACCUGGAUUUGCUGGUCCCAAACAAAAUGAAUUACCGGAAGUAGCAAGUCGGCCAAACUUUGUUGGUGUUGCUGGUUUGAGUGAUGCAGAUAUAGUAAGGAAUGAAUCUAGACAUAAACAGGGCUCAGCAACUGAAGCUGAGAAUAGGUUUUUGGAGUCACUUAUGUCGGGUAAUAAUCUGGGCUCCUCAUCACCUCUUCAAAAAAUUGCAUUGCCUGAAGGUUUGCAAGGAUAUGUGGGGAGCAAUACUCCUAACAUGCCUCAACCCGGAGUAGAGAACCUAUUAGUGAAGAGAAUGGCUCUCGAACGACAGCGCUCAUUACCCAAUCCUUAUUCAUAUUGGCCGGGUAGAGAUCCAGCGUCCUUAAUUUCAAAGGCAGAGGUCGUCCCUGAUUCAAAACUCAUACCGCCAAUGACCGAGAACUCCUCUCAGCCUCAUCCCCAAAAUGCUGACUUGAUGUCUGUCUUACAGGGCUUGUCUGACCGGUCGUCAUCUAGUGUAAACAAUAAUGUUGCUGGUUGGCCAAAUUUCAAUGUUCAAAGUGGGUCAGAUCUACUACAGAACAAGAUGGACUUGCAUCAUGAUCAAAGUUUUGCUCCACAGUCUCCUCUUGGGAUCCAACAACAAAGGCUGCCACUUCAGAAUCAACCAUCUUUCCCCAAUCUGUUUCCUCAAGUUGUUGAUAAUGCACAAGGAAUUUCAAUGCCCGAGAAAUUAUUGCCUGCCAGUUUGUCCCAAGAUCCACAAUUAUUAAAUAUGUUGCAACAGCAGUAUCUGCUGCAGUUACAUUCUCAGCCACCUGUUCCAGCGCAGCAAAUAUCAUUGUUGGAUAAACUCCUGUUGCUGAAGCAGCAACAAAAACAGGAGGAGCAGCAAAUGCUCUUAAGGCAACAGCAACAGCAACAGCUUCUUUCUCAGGUUCUAUCUGAGCAUCAGAACCGCCAACAUUUUGGCGAACUAUCCUUCGGACAGUUGCCAGUCUCUGCGAUGCAAAAGGGGAAUGCAUCUAUAGAUCCCCGGCUGCAAUCACCACAAGAACUGUUUUCUAUUGGUUCAAAUAUGGCAGUUCCCAGUGUGCAAAAUGAACUUCCUGUUAACCUAUUGAACAUAUCUUCCCAAGUUAACCAGGAUAACCGUUAUAAUGCCAUUUCCGAAGCCUCGUUACACUUACCUCAUCAAAUGUUUGACAAUGUUACCCAUCAGAAAAGUUGGGUUUCCCCUAAUGGGGAGCAGGUUGAUGAAAUCCGACAAAACGAACCGUUGCCAUCAGUUGGAAGCUCACUGUUGCUUGGGAUGAUGAACAAGUCUAGUGAGGUACCACUUGUGGAUAAAUCUCUCUCCGUUUCUGAUAGCCUUGUCACUAAAACUUCGGAGCAGCCAUCAGAAAGUGCUUUGGGAGUGAAGGAAACUACCAUGGUUGCCACCUCCAAGGCUACUGCAGAUUUUGCAUUGUCGGAGCCUCAUGGGGUCCUUGAUUCCGUGCCUGCACCGGGAGAUGCGAAUGAUGUGAAGGUGCAGUCUGAUGGUGCUGUUGAAGAAGAGACGGUUGACAAGGAAAAAUUUAACAAUGAGCUCUCUACAAUGACAGAAGUGAAAAAUGUUGAAGUUCGUGAACUGAAGAAGCCUUCUGAGAAGAAGUCGAAAAAGCAAAAAUCUUCAAAAGCACAAUCUACUGAUCAGGCAAGGGGCGUAUCUAAGACUUCUUCUGUGCAGCAGACAAAGCCAUGUGAAACCGAUAAGACUUUUGGUGACAUUAAGUUGGAGACUGAAUUUGGCAUUGGAGAUGAUAAAUAUAGGAUUGCUGGAGUGGAGGUUGCUGAAUCCCAACCAGUUCAGAAAGUGACAGCAAGCAUAUCUGCUCAUGAUACUGAAUCUCUUCAUGUUGAUGGUGAUUCGAAGUUAACUGGGUCUGUGGCAGCCCAGAAUACCCAAGUACAUACUGGGCAGCGGGCAUGGAAGCCUGCUCCUGGUUUCAAGGCUAAGUCAUUAUUAGAAAUCCAGCAGGAAGAGCAGAAGAUAGCUCAGACAGAGACAGUGGUGUCUGAGAUAACAACGCCAGUUAGUUCCUUGAGUUUGUCAACUCCUUGGGCCGGAGUUGUGGCCAAUGCAGACCCAAAAGUACCUAGAGAAACUCAGAGAGAUGUAGGUAAUUCUGAGUUUAAUGCUGGGAAGCUCGAAAGUUCUCAGAAACCAAAGAGCAAGAAGAGCCAAUUGCAUGAUCUAUUGGCCGAAGAAGUUUUGGCAAAGUCUAGUGAAAGGGAUAUUGAUGUUCCUUCUAGCAUGUCAAGCUUAUCUUCCCCACAGGUCACAACUUCCCUCUCAGAAUCUGUAGAUGAUGAUAACUUUAUUGAGGCCAAAGAUACUAAAAAGAGUCGGAAGAAGGCUGCAAAAUCUAAGGGAGCAGGAAAUAAGGUCUCAGUGCUGAGUACCUCUGUUGACGUGCCUGUUAGUCCUAGCCCUGCUAAAAGCUCUCGACCUGUACAGCAGGAAAAGGAGGUCUUGCCUGCAAUCCCAUCAGGGCCUUCCUUGGGGGAUUUUGUUCUUUGGAAGGGAGGAGAGCAAACAGUACCUUCUCCUUCACCAGCAUGGUCAACUGAUUCUGGGAAGCUAUCAAAACCAACAUCUUUAAGAGAUAUCCUCAAGGAGCAGGAGAGAAAAGGGUCUUCUGCCCAGCACGUGAACCAAAUACCAACUCCUCAGAAAUCGCAGCCAACUCAAGUUACCCGUGGUAGUGGCCCUUCAUGGUCUCUUUCUGGUUCAUCUCCAUCUAAGGCUGCAUCUCCUAUCCAGAUUAAUUCCAACGCCUCUCAGUCGAGACAUAAAGGAGAUGACGACCUAUUUUGGGGCCCAGUAGAACAAACAAAGCAAGAAACUAAACAGGGAGAUUUUCCUCAUCUCUCUGGCCAUGGCAGUUGGGGAAUGAAAGGCAAUCCUGUCAAAGGAACUUCAGCAGGGUCAUUAAACCGACAAAAGUCAAUGGGAAGCAAACCUACUGAGAAAUCCCUUUCCUCCUCGCCUGGCUCUCUAAACUCGUCCCUGAAAGGGAAAAGAGAUGCCAUAAGUAAGAGAUCAGAGGCAAUGGGCUUCAGAGAUUGGUGCGAGAGUGAGUGUGUUAGGCUUGUUGGAACAAAAGAUACAAGUUUUCUUGAAUUUUGCUUGAAGCAAUCACGAUCAGAGGCUGAGAUGCUUCUAAUAGAGAACCUUGGGUCAUUUGAUCCUGAUCACGAGUUCAUUGACAAAUUUCUCGACUACAAAGAGUUGUUACCAGCGGAUGUCCUUGAAAUCGCAUUUCAAAGUCGGAACGAUCAAAAAGUCACUGGAUUCAGUACUGGAGACGUGAAUUCUGACAGCGGCAGUGUUGGGGACAUUGACCGAGAUGUUGCUGGGGGCCCUGAUGGGUCUGCGAAAGGAGGCAAGAAGAAGGGGAAGAAAGGAAAGAAGGUGAACCCCUCUGUUUUGGGAUUCAAUGUUGUCAGUAGCCGGAUCAUGAUGGGUGAAAUUCAGACGGUGGAAGAUUAGGAAAUUUAGAGAAGCUGUACAUACAUUUUGGCUUGGAACUGUUGUAAAUGUUUUUUAUUUUAUUUUUUUUGUUUUUAUUUUAGGAUAUUUGUUCUCCUUUAUAGAGCCGCAGCAAAGCAGCUGUUAUUUUAUCUGCUUAAGCGAUUUUGUGUACUAUUAGGGUGCCAGAGUACCUAUUUAUUUUGGUUACAGGAAAACCUGAGCGGGAUACAAUGAAUUUUGGGCCUGUUCACUUCACUAACUCCAAUUUUAUGAUUUG
This is a messenger RNA of Morus notabilis, 5729 nucleotides long. RefSeq lists its product as uncharacterized. Gene Ontology annotation, molecular function: protein binding. The record is from RefSeq and is a predicted model, not a curated record. The transcript is spliced from 10 exons. NCBI's taxonomy places the organism in Eukaryota, Viridiplantae, Streptophyta, Magnoliopsida, Rosales, Moraceae. The coding region runs from base 113 to 5470 and encodes 1785 amino acids.